This is a messenger RNA of Microtus ochrogaster (prairie vole), 4757 nucleotides long. RefSeq names its product mohawk homeobox (gene Mkx). NCBI's taxonomy places the organism in Eukaryota, Metazoa, Chordata, Mammalia, Rodentia, Cricetidae. Gene Ontology annotation, cellular component: nucleus. The record is from RefSeq and is a predicted model, not a curated record. Gene Ontology annotation, molecular function: DNA-binding transcription factor activity, RNA polymerase II-specific; RNA polymerase II cis-regulatory region sequence-specific DNA binding. Gene Ontology annotation, biological process: cell development; muscle organ development; regulation of transcription by RNA polymerase II.
GUACCUGGAUUUUUUAAUGCAUCUAAAUACAUUGAAAUACUAAGAAAAACUGACAAAAUUGCCUUGUUCUUCACUACAGUAGCAUUACUGUAGCACACAGCUCCGUAAACCAGUAGGAUAUUAUGAAAUUAUGAUCACAUUCACCAUCGCCCCAGGGAAAGGCAACUGACGAGAAUGGAAGUCAGAAGGGAAGGUUGGAACUGAGUUCAUACCAGUGCCUACAGACCAUCUUCGCACAGACCACGGAAGAGAAUGGGCCCUUUCUUCCUAUGGAUUGUCAGCUGUGCCUGCCUCUGCUGUGAACUUGCCGGCAGAAAAGGGGUGGUUGAAACUGUUAAGAUGUGUCCCUGCUGUUUAAGCCGCUGUGGUGGCCCCUGUCCUCAACUUACUGCACAAGCGCAGAGCGAAAGACAGCGAAUGCGACCAAGGAACCUUAUAUAACAGAAAUCCGGGAACAGCACAAAAUGCGAUCAAACCAUAGUGUGCAUCUGCCUGGUGCACAAAAAUGAAAAGCCACCCUCCUUUCUGAUUUAGACUGUGCCUUGCUGGGUUUGAGGAGACUGAAGAAUAGAGUGCGGUUAGUCUUGGAAAUAACCGCUUUAUUAUAUACUUUAGCCGCUUCUAGAGCACAAAAAAAGUGGACUCUUAGGUGAGGCUCCGCUCCGCAUGGCCAUGUUAAGGGAGAAAGGUUCAAAUGAUGCUAAUUCUGUUAGGUCUUCAAAAGUCUGCUUUAGCUCUUAAAAGAAAUGGACGGUAGCAAGAGCAGCAGAGCCCAGCCAUCCUAGCAGGCGACUUGAUGCUCCACUUCGCGGACUCUCUAAACUGCCACAAGUUCUGCACAAGUUCUGUGGCAGUGAUUACAAAACACCGCAUAGAGCUUGUGGUAGUUGCUCUUUCUCCUUACUCCAGAUGCCUUCAGGUUCCAACCUGAAGAUCCAACGUCCCAAGCUUGAUCUCCUGCACACCUGGACUACAGCAGCAGGGACACCUGAGCUCACCUCUCCCCACCUCUGCCUUUCCACAUCCCUACCUCUUUAGAGCUUGUCCUGAGAAGCACGCGCUUUCCUGGCCUUCACCUCCAUAGCCUGGACUUCGCUGGACAGCCCAAUGACACCAAGAGAGAUUGCUGGGUGUCAGAAACUCUAACCUCCAGCUAAUCAGAAGGGAAACAUCUGGUGCAUCUCCGCGGCCUUUUCGCAUCCAGCCACGCGUAGUGACAUUUCCAGCACAGGGAACAGCUAAGACACAGGAUUUGCACCACCGUGACCUCUGGAGCCCCAGGCUUCGGCAGCUUCUUGGAUUACUCCCCUGCGCAGGAAGGAGAAAGCCUGCUUUCCUGGCUUUGCGAGGCUAGAGCAAGCGGAGCGGCGCCCCGCUGGGAGAAUGCUGUUGCCUGGGGCUCCGGGAGCGGCCAGCCGCAGCUUCUCCGCGAGGGGUUAACUGCAGCUCCUGCGGCCAGGCGGGCGCGAUCGCUUCCUCUCCUGCUGCCCCGGAACAUGGAUAUUGCGCCUACAAGAUGUUCGCGGGCAGAACCAGGCAUUCAGGAAACAUGAGAAGGCCUCGGUAUUCCGGGUCCCGGGCCGCGAUCGUCCAUUUGGGUAAAUAAAGCCGAGACGACGGCGGUGGCGGCGUUGAGCUCGUCGAAGCCUUCGCCGAGAACAUGCGUCGGGGAUGGGAGUGUGCCUAGCUCUGAGGAGGAUCAGCCAGCCGCUGGCUGAGGGCUCCGCGGCUACAGAACCAGAGCCCUGCUGCGGAGUUCCUGGAGCCCGGCUCCAACGUGCAAGGCCGCGGAUCCCUGCCAGCCCGCACCAUGAACACCAUUGUCUUCAACAAGCUCGGGGGAGCGGUGCUUUUUGAGGACCGAGGUACCCCAGAGCGGGAACCUGGCAGCAGGCCAUACGGUGGCAUCUUGGACAAUCCACACACAGGCCCGGAGGUGGGCAUUCCAAAUGGCCCGCCCCUCAAGGACAACCUCGGCCUGAGACACCGGAGGACUGGGUAUGCUCAUCGGCCUGUGCGGACCCGGGAGUCCGGAGGGGUCCGACAGAAUGGAGGAAAGGUGAGGCACAAGAGACAGGCCCUUCAAGAUAUGGCGCGGCCUCUUAAGCAGUGGCUUUAUAAGCACCGUGACAACCCUUACCCCACGAAGACCGAGAAGAUAUUGUUGGCCCUCGGUUCGCAGAUGACACUAGUGCAGGUGUCCAAUUGGUUUGCUAAUGCUAGACGUCGGCUGAAGAACACUGUUCGUCAGCCAGAUUUGAGCUGGGCCUUAAGAAUAAAGCUAUACAACAAGUACGUGCAAGGCAACGCUGAGCGGCUCAGCGUGAGUAGCGACGACUCCUGCUCUGAAGAUGGAGAAAAUCCCCCAAGAAAUCACACGAACGAAGUUGGCUACAGCACCCCUGCCCAUCACACUGUCAUUAAAGGGGAGAACUCAGUGAUAAAAGCCGGAGUGAGGCCGGAGUCAAGGGCAGCCGAGGACUACGUGUCGCCUCCCAAGUACAAGAGCAGCUUGUUGAACCGUUACCUUAACGACUCUUUGAGACAUGUCAUGGCCACAAGCACUGCCAUGAUGGGAAAAACAAGGCAAAGGAACCAUUCUGGAUCUUUUAGCUCCAAUGAAUUUGAGGAAGAGUUGGUGUCUCCAUCGUCAUCAGAAACUGAAGGCAACUUUGUCUAUCGCACAGACACUCUGGACAACGGCUCGAAUAAAGGUGGCAGUGCAGCUAACAGACGGGGCCCGAGCAAGGAUGACACGUACUGGAAAGAGAUCAACGCAGCUAUGGCCCUAACAAACCUCGCCCAGGGAAAAGACGAAGUACAAGGGACCACCAGCUGCAUCAUCCAGAAGUCUUCCCACAUAGCAGAAGUAAAGACAGUCAAGCUGCCUCUGGCUCAGCGCUUCUAGUGUGGCCAGGGGUGCUGCUGAGCAUGUCAGUGUUUUUUGUUUUUUUACCCAAAAUCCUCAUCUUAAGAGCCAAAGCAGGUGUGAAGAGGACUCCCAGCCAAACCGCCUAAGUUCAGCUAUCCUAAACAUACCAGUUGCUUCUAUAAAAAGACACAUAAAUUAUAAAAAGUCAUUUUAAUCAAAAAUAUUAACUUAUUUUAUGUUACUGAAACUAUGCAUCUGCGUCGCCAUUACAGUAAGUGCCUUGCUUCCCUGAGAUAAGCUCCAACGUGGGCGCAGUGAAGAGCUGUGCCUCAAACAGCCAACGUCGACACUUGCUGGACCAUAUGGUUCCAAACCGGUGCAGGACCGAAGCCAGAAUCGCUGAAAGCCUUUGAAAUGAAUCCAAUCACUCACGCACUGAAACUUGGAAAUCUGUUCAACCCUGGUGUGCUUUUUUCUUUUUCUUUUUUUUUUUCUUCUCCCAUGAAUGCCUAUAGGGCUAGAAAUUGUUCUUUGUGCUUUCCAGGGUGACAGUGAGAAUUUUAUGUGUGGGUUUUGUUAGUAUAUCUGAUACGUGAGCAGCUUCCAAAAUGAAAGAUGCAGCCGGCUCACUUGAUGUGAACGGCUCACGUGAUGUAUACGUUUAAGAAGAGACACUUUCAAACUAGUAAUUACAGCAUGCUGUAAUCAGAAAUUAUUUUCCCGAUCACUAUGGAAAGCAUCCCAAUGCCCUUUAAAACUAAUUUGGAUUUUACUUUUUCGAAGUUUUGCAAAGAGCCUUAUUAUAUAAAUCGCUGAAUUUUGUUCCUGUGCAAAAUUAAACCUGUAGUUUAGUUUUAAGACAUGAUCUUGCUUGCAUUGGUCAGUGUUCCUUUGUGGUGGAAACUGGCUUUCAAAUGGAGUAACUAAGCUUUUUAUUUGGUUUAUUUCAAGUCACGAUUCUAAUGGACAAUUUGUAUUGCAACAAGAACAAGAAAAUGAAGGGAAAAUAUCUGUAUGUGGAUAUACAUAUAUGCAGAAAAUUGAUUUUUAAAAUUUAAAACAUAUGGGAAACAAAACAGGAACAGUCUCUGGUUUGUGCCAAGUAGGACAUUCAAGUAAAAUGUAAAUGAAGUCUUGCAUUGAAAGAAAGAACAUUUUGUUUCUAACUGACACUACCACUGAGUGGAAAGAAUCACUAUCAAAGGAAAAGAGCGUCCUUGCCAUUAAACAUCCUAGCCAACUUGGGAACACUCAAAACCUACAGAAAUGUGGAGACCCCGAGCAGAGCAAAGCAAAUGUCCAAGAGCAAAGUGAAAAGACGCCUAGUUUGGAGUGGGAUUUUUUUUCUGGGUAUGUAAUCUAGUUCUUAGAUUUUUUUUUUUUUUUUGACUGGAAAGCACUUUUGCCAAAUGUGAAUGACAUUCAGUAACAUGGCAUGUGCUGAAUUUUUUCUUUAUUUUACAAAAAGCUUUUACAAGUCAAAGGUUGCUCUUUGCUGCUGAGUGGACAUGACUGCCUGGAUGGCCAUUGUAAGACACUUUUUCAUGUAUCAUAGCCUUGUGGGGUGGGGUAUCUAGUGUAAUGAAGAUCAUUUGAUAUGAAAAUAUUUUGUAUGUAUUUUUACUGUUUUCUUAAGCGCAGUCUGCAGUAGCAGGAAGCCCAAAGUGAGGUGUUUACGUGAUGACUGUAUGAGUGAAUGAAGUAUUGGCUUCUGCUACUGCAUCCUCAGUUCUCUCAGACCCAGGGUGCAAAGCGGCAGCCAGCACAACGCCUCUGCCCAGACAUGAGUGUGGCAGUGAAAGACAAGGUCAAAUACUUCACUCUUCUUCAUACUAUUAUAAGUUAUUCUGGUAUUAAAUAUUUUAAUAAAAGUGUUUUUGUUUUA